CUCAGUGUGCUGUUGGCAUUGAGCAUUGCCCCUGCUCCAAUGGAGCUCGAGAUCUAUCGUUUUCAGCCCAUCCCACCUUCACUGCUCUCGUUCGCUCCCCUUCUACCCCAGACUCCUCGUCGCCCCGGCUGUGCAUCGGCAGCAGAGAGCCGCCCACAUGAUGAGGAUGCAUCCCGACAUGCAGAUCCUCUGCAGCUGUCCUUGACCGACGGCCGGCUGUCGUUCGUUCCAGCGCGGCAUGUGCCCACCCCACCACGGCAACGCCGGACAGUGUGGAUAUCGCGGCUGCAGGGCAAGAAGUACACCAAGAGCAACCUGCCGUCCAAGAUCUGCGUCGUGUGCGAGCGGCCCUUCGAGUGGCGGAAGAAGUGGGAACGGUGCUGGGACGAGGUAGGUGAGGGGAGGCAAGCAGCACACGAGGGAGAGGAGGUCCCAUGGAUGGAUGCACUCAACUUGUCGUGUGGUUGUGUGUGUGUCGCGUGUUGUUGUGUGCAGGUCAAGUACUGCUCUGAGCGCUGUCGCCGCGUGGCCAAACGGAGGGGGGCCAAGGCAGCCGAAGAUGGCAAAUGACUGACGAGUGUGGAAGCGGUAGAUGGGCUGUGCGGAUGCAUGGAUGUGUCCUCGCAGUGCUGUCGGCCGGCCCACUUUUAUUGUGAUGUGUUGCAUGCCUUUGUUGCUUUCUUCUUCAUCUUUUGUCCGGUGCCGUCACACCCUCAGGUGCAGCCAGCUGCAGCGGGCUGCAGUUGUCGGUGUGGGUGGGCUGGUCGAAGGAUAAGAAGAAACGCAGCAGCACGCACGACGUGACAGACAAAGGAUGGUGUGUGUCGAUAGAGUCGUAUGCUGUGUUUGCCUGGGGGAGCAGAACCUGGUGACGUCUCAGGCUGUUGUCGGUGGGUGCAAUCUCGGCACGGAGGGUGUUCUUCCUGUAGUGGGCGCUGCGGACGAUAGCUUGUCGUGUUGGACAAUCGCACGGCAGGGUAACGUCAGCGGUGUCCUCUGGGGAAGGACACACACGUGAUAGAGAUCUCGAAGAGACUCAAAUGGAUAGAUACAUCGAUGGAAGCAACUGCCACCUGCUUCUGUCGUCUCGUGCAACUUGACGGUCGGCCUGUGCCGAAGUGCAUCAUGAUGUGCUCAACACUUC
Molecule: messenger RNA, 1144 nt
Organism: Vitrella brassicaformis
Lineage: Eukaryota; Vitrellaceae
Source: the annotation of a GenBank genome assembly